Molecule: messenger RNA, 412 nt
Organism: Tricharina praecox
Lineage: Eukaryota; Fungi; Ascomycota; Pezizomycetes; Pezizales; Pyronemataceae
Exons: 2
Coding region: 92-328 (78 amino acids)
Source: RefSeq, a predicted model, not a curated record
UUGUCCUGAUGGAUGUGAAGGGUGGGGGGGUGACGGGAGAUCGGUAGCUAGCGCGCUUGUCACUUUCAGAGUUCGGGAAGACGCGUUCUUUAUGAGUUCUCAGCGCGCACGCCUCCAAACACAUGCAUUCACACAAACCGUAAGUUUUUUGCUUUCUUUUCUUUUUGUACGUACGCAUUCGCAGUUGCGUCUCCCUAAUCCCACUCGAAAUACGAGGUGCGUCUGCGCCAACCUAUCGGAAGCGAAGGUCGCGCAGGAGCACGUUCCUCCACAAAGUUGGUGUGAGUCAGUUCGACUCAAUCGCCGUGCCAAGGGCAACGAUGAGUAGCUACGCCUUCACACCAGUCCAGCUACAGCGGUCUCGCCAGAGUCUUGGAAGUUGAGGCGCGGCCCAACAUUCCACCGAAAUGAU